AUGUCACGUCUCAGAAGAACUUUAACCCUCUCAAACUAUAGAGUUGAAAGAAAACUUGCAAAAUUUAGAGAAAUUGAAAGAAGUACACCAAUGCUUCCAGUCACUUGUGAAAUUCAUUAUAAAAAUGGUGCUAUAGGAACAUGUGAAUUCAUUUAUAACCAAACCAAAAAGAGAAUCGAAAGCUUCAAGAUUGGAGAUUAUGAACCAACUGGAUUUUUUAUUUAUAAAUUCACAUUGGACAGAACUGGUGGUCUUCAUACAUUUAAUUGUUAUGCAGUUGAAACUAUGAAUGAUUUAGAAAAAACUGAUUAUAUUCUUUAUUAUAUGGAUCCAAGAGUCAAACAAUUCUUAAAGGAUCGUACAUUUGUUAACUAUGAUCAUAGGAUUGAAUUUAAGCCUGAAUUUGCUCCAAAAUCAAAAGAUGUCACUUUGGUUUAUAAUUUACCAAUUGCAUAUUUGGUCAAAGGUUAUUUACAAGAACAAGCAAAUGAAAUUGAAAUAUAUAAACAAUUGAAAAGAUCAAGAACUUUAAGAUUUUCAGAUGAAGUUUCUACAAGAAUUAUUACUGCAAGAGGUGAAGAAUCUACAACUACCCCAGUUGAAGUAGAAGGUGAUUCCAUAGAAUCUUCAAGUGAAUCAGAAGAAUCACAAGAAGUUGAAAGCACAUCAGAAGAAGCUACUGAAACUACCCCUGCUCCUGAAGCCUCUACUGAAGAUGCACCAACCCCAGAUGUUGCUCCAGUUGAAACUCCAGAAGUUACCCCAGCUCCAGUUCCAACUGAGACUGAGACACCAGAAGUUACUUCAGAAAUUACUCCAGAAACUACUCCAGAAGCUACUACAGAAGCUUUACCAGAAGAUACUCCAGAAACCCCAGCUCCAGCUCCAGAGUCAUCUCCAAUUACCAAAGACAAAACAUCAGAAGCAUUAGCUGAAUCAUUUCAACUUUUAGGUCAAGCAUUAUGGAAACUUUUGAUAGUACUUGGUAUGUUUUUAUCACAAAAUUCAACAAUUUUUGGGAUUUUUUUCAAAUUUUUAUUGAAAUUGAUUAUUUUAUUAUUGGCUUAUUUAUUACAAUGUCUUUAUAUUGGAUUAAAUUCGAAUAAUUCAAAAGUUGAUGAAUUAGCUGAUGAUGACGAUAAAAAAUCAACCAAACAAUCUACAAUUUCAUUCAAUUUUUAG
Messenger RNA from Hansenula ciferrii, 1182 nucleotides. It is a transcript of the gene ZAN2, whose product is annotated as Zonadhesin. The coding region runs from base 1 to 1182 and encodes 393 amino acids. Lineage: Eukaryota; Fungi; Ascomycota; Saccharomycetes; Phaffomycetales; Wickerhamomycetaceae. The transcript has a single exon. The record is from RefSeq and is a predicted model, not a curated record.